AUAUCUUCAUUCAUUCCGUCUUGGUGCUUAUAAACUCAAAACCUCUUUCUCUCCGUCGCUCAGAGAUCAGAACUGGAGUGUUAAAUUUGAUCAUCAUUGAAGAUCAAAGAAAUGGAGAAUUCAGUAUCAAUGGGUGAGCUGAACCUGAAGGACACAGAGCUAAGGUUGGGAUUGCCAGGCAGCGACGAGCCAGAGAAACGAUGCAGUGUUGGAAGCAAAAGGAAAUGUUCACCUGAGGAAACAAGUCGUGAGGAGGAAUUAACAGGCAAGAGUAGUAGUGAUGCUAAAAGUGAUCAAAACGAGUCAGACCAUGGCCCACCAGCAAAGGCGCAAGUAGUGGGAUGGCCACCAGUGCGAAGUUUCAGAAAAAAUAGUAUGCAGCAAAAGAAGGAGGAAGAGAGUGGAAGGUACGUGAAAGUGAGCAUGGCUGGUGCUCCUUACUUAAGGAAGAUAGAUAUCAAGGUUUUUAAGAGCUACCCACAAGUCCUCAAGGCCUUAGAAAAGAUGUUCGAGUGCACUUUUGGUGAAUAUUCAGAAAGAGAGGGAUACAAUGGAUCUGAAUAUGUUCCCACAUAUGAAGACAAAGACGGCGAUUGGAUGCUUGUUGGAGAUGUUCCCUGGGAGAUGUUCACAUGCUCCUGCAAAAGGCUCAGAAUCAUCAAAGGAUCUGAAGCUAAGGGUUUGGGUUGUCUAUGACCUUAGCAUGCAUAUCCAUAUCAUCCACGCAUUUACGUAGUAGCUACGUGCUCAAACAGUCCACGGCGACAUCAGAAAUCCUUCUUCUUUCCCCCCCCCCCCCCUGGGUUGUCCAAAUGGAAGCAUCAAUUACAAAAGGGCGACCUGAGAUAUAUAUAUUAUAUACCUAGGUGAGAAACAGAGACACACAGUUUUUUCUACCUCCCCAUUAUAUCUAUGUAUCGGCGGAUUUCAGGUCUUCUUCCUUGGCCAUAUGUGGUCUUCUGUUUCCUUUUUUUUUUUUAAAAAAAUUUUUGCCCCCCUUUCCUUCUUUUUUUCAUAAGAAAGAAGAAGCCAAUUAAUGCUAAUUAUAUUGUACAGAAGAUAUAUAAUAAAAUCUUUUUGUUCUUGAUC
This is a messenger RNA of Neltuma alba, 1089 nucleotides long. RefSeq names its product auxin-induced protein 22D-like. Gene Ontology annotation, biological process: regulation of DNA-templated transcription. The record is from RefSeq and is a predicted model, not a curated record. The transcript is spliced from 2 exons. Lineage: Eukaryota; Viridiplantae; Streptophyta; Magnoliopsida; Fabales; Fabaceae. Gene Ontology annotation, cellular component: nucleus. Bases 112 to 696 code for a protein of 194 amino acids.